Messenger RNA from Vidua chalybeata, 1897 nucleotides. RefSeq names its product exportin 7 (gene XPO7). The transcript has 12 exons. Lineage: Eukaryota; Metazoa; Chordata; Aves; Passeriformes; Viduidae. The record is from RefSeq and is a predicted model, not a curated record. Gene Ontology annotation, biological process: protein export from nucleus. Gene Ontology annotation, molecular function: nuclear export signal receptor activity. Gene Ontology annotation, cellular component: nuclear pore; cytoplasm. Bases 1 to 1566 code for a protein of 521 amino acids.
AUGGUAUUUGAGGUCUCUCUCAGCCCAAAGCCCUUCCUGCAGUUCAGGGCUGAUUCCCAGGAAUUCCUGCAGUUCAGGGAGGGCUGUUUUCCCAUCAAUCCCUGGAUCCCAGGGCUGAUUCCCAGGAAUGUUUCCCAUCAAUCCCUGGAUCCCAGGAAUGUUUCCCAUCAAUUCCUGGAUCCCAGGCCUCUUUCCCAGGCCCUUUUCCCGGCAUUCCCACCUCUCCUUUUCCAGAGCGAGCACUUUUCCUUCCUGGGGAUCAACAACCAGUCGAGCCUGUCGGACAUGCGCUGCCGCACCACCUUCUACACCGCGCUGGGCCGGCUCCUCAUGGUGGAUUUAGGGGAGGACGAGGAUCAGUACGAGCAGUUCAUGCUGCCCCUCACCGCUGCCUUCGAGGCCGUGGCUCAGAUGUUCAGCACCAACUCCUUCAACGAGCAGGAGGCCAAGCGCACGCUGGUGGGGCUGGUGCGGGACCUGCGCGGCAUCGCCUUCGCCUUCAACGCCAAAACCUCCUUCAUGAUGCUCUUCGAGUGGAUUUACCCCUCCUACAUGCCCAUCCUGCAGAGAGCCAUCGAGCUCUGGUACCACGACCCCGCCUGCACCACGCCCGUGCUCAAACUCAUGGCUGAGCUGGUCCACAACAGAUCCCAGCGGCUCCAGUUCGAUGUCUCCUCUCCCAACGGGAUCCUGCUCUUCCGCGAGACCAGCAAGAUGAUCACGACCUACGGGAAUCGCAUCCUGACGCUGGGCGAGGUGCCCAAGGACCAGGUGUACGCGCUGAAGCUGAAGGGAAUCUCCAUCUGCUUCUCCAUGCUGAAGGCGGCGCUCAGCGGCAGCUACGUCAACUUCGGCGUCUUCCGGCUCUACGGCGACGACGCGCUGGACAACGCGCUGCAGACCUUCAUCAAACUGCUGCUCUCCAUCCCGCACAGCGACCUGCUGGAUUAUCCCAAGCUGAGCCAAUCCUACUAUUCCCUGCUGGAAGUGCUCACGCAGGACCACAUGAACUUCAUCGCCAGCCUGGAGCCCCACGUCAUCAUGUACAUCCUGUCCUCCAUCUCCGAGGGCCUCACCGCGCUCGACACCAUGGUGUGCACGGGCUGCUGCUCCUGCCUGGACCACAUCGUCACCUACCUGUUCAAGCAGCUCUCGCGCAGCACCAAGAAGAGAUCGACGCCCCUGGCCCAGGAGAGCGAUCGCUUCCUGCACAUCAUGCAGCAGCACCCCGAGAUGAUCCAGCAGAUGCUCUCGACGGUGCUGAACAUCAUCAUCUUCGAGGACUGCCGGAACCAGUGGUCCAUGUCCCGGCCUCUGCUCGGCCUCAUCCUGCUCAACGAGAAGUACUUCUCGGACCUGAGGAACAGCAUCGUCAACAGCCAGCCCCCGGAGAAGCAGCAGGCCAUGCACCUGUGCUUCGAGAACCUCAUGGAGGGCAUCGAGCGCAACCUGCUCACCAAGAACCGCGACAGGUUCACCCAGAACCUGUCGGCGUUCCGGAGGGAGGUCAACGACUCCAUGAAGAACUCGAGCUACGGCGUCAACAGCAACGACAUGAUGAGCUGACAGGCGCAGAGCCCCCGGAUCUCCCUUCCCGAGGGAAGAUCCCAGGGAUCCCCAAAUCCCCGGGGAGGAGGGAGCAGCAGGUGGAGCUCACCUGGGCAGGUGUUUUCCCGUGGGAAGGGCAGAAUCCAGGUGCAGGAAUUCCAAGGUGUCCGUGUCUCUCUCUUUUUCCUUCCCUGGCCGGAACGUGGAACCGGCGGCGCUCCGCUGCGAAAAGCCUGCCUUGUAUAAAAAACAAAAAAAAAAAAAACAAAAAAAAAAAAAAAAAAAGAAAAAAAAACAUGUACAUUUUUUCAUAACAUUUUGGAGCAAGGUUUAUAUUGAGUUUCAGAAA